AAAGGGCUAGCCACAUACAUGCUUCAAAGAAACGCUCAGUGAGGGAUCUAGUUGAAUUUUGAAACCAUCAUGAGUGGAGGAACCCCUUAUAUCGGGAGCAAAAUCAGCCUAAUUUCUAAGGCCGAGAUUCGUUACGAAGGGAUUCUCUACACUAUUGACACUGAGAAUUCGACUGCCGCACUUGCAAAAGUUCGGUCUUUUGGCACUGAGGAUCGGCCCACUGAUAGGCCCAUCCCGCCCCGAGAUGAGAUCUUUGAGUACAUAAUCUUCAGAGGCAGUGACAUCAAGGACCUGACUGUGUGUGAGCCGCCAAAGCCAACAUGCUCUUUCCCGCAGGACCCUGCCAUCGUCCAGUCCUCUGUGUGCUCAGCCCCUCCACCUGCUCCUGCUGCCACUUCAGUUCCAUUCCAGUCGGUGGGCUCCAACGGCCUGUUCAACCGAACUCCCGUGCCCCUGUACAGCCAGUGUAACACCAGCCCUCUGGUGUCCAUGCAGUUUGGCACUGUUGGUGACUGUAAGAGCCACAGCAACGCAAAGCCUGGAUAUGGACGAUCAGUGCCGCCCUCCUCCUUUGGGAGCGACACAAACUCUGCUGUAACCCAGUCCCAGAGCAGUGCUAUUGGCGCUGCUCUCCCCACUGAUUCACGCUCUCUGGGUACCGCUACUGUCCUUGUAUCUAAAGGCCACACCAGCCCCUCCCUGGACCCCCUGAGGAAGAGCCCCACAGUAGAACAGGCUGCCCCGUCGGCCCCCUACGCUCCGACUCCCAGCUUGGGCCGUAGGAGUACUGCUCCAGGCCAAACGACCCCCUCGGCUCCAGCUGCCGGCCAUGCCCAGCAGCAGCACAAUCACCAGGUUGGCGGCCCCCCACCUCAGAGGCGUGGUCAUGGGGGAAGACAACGCGGCAGGAGCCGAUUCAACGUGCGCCUAGCCGGACCCAUGAAGGACUUCGACUUUGAGAGUGCCAACGCCCAGUUCGACAAGGAAGAAAUUGACAGGGAGUUCCAGAGCAAGCUCAAACUAAAAGAUGAGACUGAGAAGGCAGCAGUGAACGUGGAGGAUAAGGGCAACUCCAGUGUGGAGACUCAGAACAGCAAGGGCAACGCUGAUGAAGGGCUGGAGGCACUAACACUAAAAGUUUACUACGACAAGACUAAGUCUUUCUUCGACAAAGUCUCCUGUGAUUACAACAGGAAAGCUGCAGAAAAACCUGGAGGAAGCUCUGGUUUCCCACUGCAGCGGAGACAGACCUGGGCUGAGGAGAGGCGUAUCAACUCUGAGACGUUCGGCAUCCCCCUGCGCGGGGCUCAGGCCCGUGGGGGCUACCGCGGCCGUGGUGGUAUGGGCUUCCGCAGGGGUCGCUCCGCCAGCAGAGGGUCCUUCGGUCCCCCCCGCGGAGGCCACGGCUACAGGGGAGGAUCCAAUCCAACAAGCCAGGGAGGAUUGGAGUUUUCAGUGAACUUUGAGGACAGGGAUACCCAUGGCUGCAUGGAGGACAGAUCAAGAGGGGCGACGCCUCAUCUUUAGAAAUAGUUUGUUUUAUACUUUUGACUAAAAGAUUGUAUAUUUGUCAACAUCACUGGGGUAGACUGCUUGAAUGCCACUUUUCCAUAUCUUUUAAUAAUGGAAAUGAUGCAAUCCAUCGAUCUCUUCAAAACAAUUUCCAGGUGGCUAAAUUGUGUAUAAAAAUAUGAGGGAUGUCCUUUUCAACAAUGAGUUAUUUUUCUUUUCUUGUAACAGGUAUUUGAUUAUAUUCUGUUAUGUGUAGAAGGCUGAAUGACUGAGGAUCACUGACAGCUUCAUUUUUUGGGGGGGUAACCUGUAAUGUACCAAAAUAGCCAGUGGGGUCUGUCACAGCUUUCUGUGUAUUUUUCAACCACACAAAAACUGUACCUGUACCUAGUCUGCUAGCUAUCCAUCUAUCCCACUUCUCCAAGCUAUCUAUGUCCUCCAAAUGGUAGCGUUUGUGAUUUUAGCUAGAUAUCAAAGUUUUGUAAAUGAUAUUCUGUUUUAUUUACUUCCACCUCUUUACUAGUGAUGGUGCUAGAUGAACUUGGCUAUACUCUUGUUUGGUGACAUAGUUUAACUCUGGUUGCAUAACUAGGUAUAGGGAAAGAUGGAUCAAAGGUCAGAACUUCAUUUUCUUAAUUAAAAAAAAUCUGUAGAUUGCCCUGUACUCGAUGCUACUGGUAUUGUGUAACUAGAGUUGCACAAUGCUGCUGUUUGCUACGGUUAUCUCUAGCGUGAUCUAUGUAAACUGCUACAAGAGCUCGCUAAAGCAGGCCAUCUACAUAUGCUUCUUCCUGACAUUUGGGUCACAUUUCGGUUUCCAACAUUUCUAAGGAGCCUUUCCAAAUUGUUAUUCCCUCUUACCUCUUUUUGUCAGUCUGUUAACCUCAUCCUGAACUCCCCAUCCCCGUUCCUCUCAAAGAAACCAGAAUGCCAGAAAGAAUUUGACCCACCAACCGUACUUGAGAUGUCUGACGGAGAGAAACAAUACCCUGAUUAAACUCUUGAUCCGAUGCCUCUGACUCUGUCCCAUGGCACUGCAUGGCGGUUGGUGGCUUGCUAAGCUACACAAGUGAUGUCAACCUAAUUGCUCAGUUAAAAAUUGGUUAAAAUAUUUGAUUGUAGAGCCCUUUGGUUUUAGCUUAUUAGGUAUUAGUUACAUAGCAAUAUUGAAGCUAAUGUUUCGGAGGGUUUGAAUGAUUGGGCACAAAUUGGGUGAAGGUUGGUUGAUGGGAAGUAAUGAACUUUGACUGAAUGGCUGAUGCUAUCUUGGCCAGGAAUGAUAUAAAUAGAGAAAAUACUAGCUAGAUUUGUGAAUUUCUAUCUUGCAGGAAACGUACAUACAGUUGCACUUUUUUACUAUUGAAGUUGUUUUAUAUAAUGGUGUCUUCUGUUAAUGUGUUAAUCCUGAGCUUGUAUUCCAGUUCUGCUAACUGCGGACGACCUGUGAGUCCUAAAUGGCAGCCCUAUAUAGUGCACUGCUUGGCUCUGGUCAAAAGUAGUUCACUUCACAGGGAAUAAGGUGCUAUUUGGGAUGAUACUGAUAUGGUACCUGACCCCCCCCCCCCCUGUGUGAACAGGUCUUAAACUGCAAGUUCAUUAUUGCGUUUCUUUUAGUGUCCUCAGGGAGUUAAGAAUAAUUUCUUGUUGUGCCUUAAUGCCAGUGAAUAACUAGAAUACUACAUUUUACUUUAAUUGGAAUUUAUUCUAAGAACUUGUGCCCAUUUUGCUGUACUCUGAAGCUCUUUUGCACAGUGCUGUUCGAUGAACUAGGUUAUUGUUUGCCAAUGUACUAGAUUUAUUCAGAAGUAUGGAUAUGUCUACAUCGGUACGUUCUGUUGAGUGACGGAGUUGACGCCAAGUUCCAACAUCUUGUUAAUUUCCAUUGCAGGAUCAUUAUUCUCUGGCAUUGAUGCACUGUAGUGGAAAGUGUGGAUUCUGCCCCCAUUAAGGUUUUGAAAGCUUUCAGUAAUUAAAAUGAGACCAACAUAGAGAAAGAAUAUUGAUUGUCGAAGUGUUAAAUGGUGCUGGAAUAGAUGGGUGGGGAGGGGGGUUUAUAUAGGCAGCCCAAUUCUGAUAAUGUUCACUAAUUGGUAUUUGGAGCAGCUCUGAAAAAGAACAAUUGGCUUCCUGUAUAAACGCAGCCUUAAAAUGAUCUUGUCUAAGAUGAAGGGUGGUACAGUAGAAUGGGUGGUGGGAUGGGGUGAACCCAAACUGUAUUGCCUUGAUUCUUUACUUGUCUUCUCAAAACAUAUUGGUGCAGAAGAUCAGAGGGGAGGAACCUCUUCUUCUGCGCCAAUUUGUUUUGGGGAGACGAGGAAUCAAGUCAACAGUUUAGGUUCACCCAUAGGAUCAAGUGCCUAGUUCAAAGGAAUGUCCUGUAUCUCCAUUUCUCAUUGUUGCACAGAAGCCUGCAUGAGGGUCUGGCUCAAGCCACUAUCAUGACACAGCAAGGAUACAAUGCAAUAACCUACUAAAAUGUCUGUGCUGGGGAUAGUUUGUUUGAGCAUCAAAUGUAAUUUAUAUACAGACUUUAAGCUUGUUUAUUUGGGUACAUUUUUCUAACAGUUUUGUCUCUGAACCCAGCAUGACGUCCUCUUCUGUGGGCCUCAGUGGACUGGGUUUUUUUAUUCGAAGCAAACAAUAAAAGUUUUCAUAUCUGUG
Oncorhynchus gorbuscha (pink salmon) is the source of this 4173-nucleotide messenger RNA. RefSeq names its product protein LSM14 homolog A-like. NCBI's taxonomy places the organism in Eukaryota, Metazoa, Chordata, Actinopteri, Salmoniformes, Salmonidae. Gene Ontology annotation, biological process: cytoplasmic stress granule assembly; P-body assembly. The record is from RefSeq and is a predicted model, not a curated record. The transcript has 10 exons. Bases 70 to 1527 code for a protein of 485 amino acids. Gene Ontology annotation, molecular function: mRNA binding. Gene Ontology annotation, cellular component: P-body.